AUGAGUCCAGACAGAGUCCAUCAAAAGAAUUCGGAAGUUCAACACCACCCCGACAACGUCACCGCAGCCCUCGUCGGCGGCUUCGUCGGCAGCUACCUCCGCGAGCUCGACCCCGCUGCCACCGAGGCCGCCAGCGUCCCCCUCAGCGAGGUCCUCCCCGAGUACCCGCCCGACGCCGGUGAGGCCUGGGGCACCGACCCCCCGCAGCCCCCGCGCGGCAUCGGCCACUUUGUACGGUUCGGCUGGUCGGAGAGCAUCAAGGCCGUCGCGAUCAUCCCGCGCUUCGAGCUGAGCACCGCGAGGGCGCGCGAGGUGCUGCCUGCGAGCUAUCCGCGGAAGGACGUGGUCUUCAACCUCCAGCGAUUGGCGGUGCUGACCACUGCGCUCGCGCAAACGCCGCCCGAUCCCGAGCUCAUCUACGAGGCGAUGAAGGACAAGAUACACCAGCCCUACCGCAAAGAGCUCAUCCCUGGCCUCCCCGAAGUCACCUCGCGAAUGACGCCCGCGAGCCAUCCCGGACUCCUGGGCAUAUGCCUCUCGGGUGCGGGACCCACCAUACUCGCCCUCGCGACGAGCGGGUUCGAGUCUAUCGCUGAGGACGCACGCGCUAUCUUCCGGGAGAAAGGCGUCGAGGUCGACUGGAAGCUGUUGUCCGUAGUAGGCGGUAGCUCGGUAGAGAUCAACGAUGCGUAG
This is a messenger RNA of Fomitopsis serialis, 693 nucleotides long. Its product is annotated as GHMP kinase. The coding region runs from base 1 to 693 and encodes 230 amino acids. The record is from RefSeq and is a predicted model, not a curated record. The transcript is spliced from 4 exons. NCBI's taxonomy places the organism in Eukaryota, Fungi, Basidiomycota, Agaricomycetes, Polyporales, Fomitopsidaceae. Gene Ontology annotation, biological process: L-threonine metabolic process. Gene Ontology annotation, molecular function: ATP binding; homoserine kinase activity.